AUGUGGAAGGGAAAUAGUCCGUCAACUGCAAUCCAGGCCGCAGGCAUCCAAAAAGCGUUUGGUAUUUCGUCAGCGGUUAAUACCGCGAAGCCCACAGCAGCAGAAAUUCAGAUGACCAAAGACCUAGAGAAAACGCUACAAGCUUACCACAUGUUCCAAAGUGAAGCUGAUCACAGCCGCCGUGCGGAGAUUCUAAACCAGGUGAACGACUUAGCCAAACGGUGGAUUCGUGAUGUCGCAGUUUCCCAGAAUGUACCCAAGCCAGUGGCAGAUCGGCUAGGCGGGAAAGUUUUCUCGUUUGGCUCAUUCCUGUUGGGAGUUCAUCAUAAGGACGCAGAUAUAGAUGCUUUGUGUGUGGUUCCGUCAAUUAUUCAGAGGUCUGACUUCUUUACUUCGUUCUUUAAAUUACUAAAAGGGCAACCGCAGGUAACACAAUGUCAUGCCGUGGAGGAAGCAUUCGUGCCACUUAUCAAGAUGAAGUACAAUGGCAUAGAGCUGGAUUUGCUAUUCUCCCGUCUGGAGCUUGCGGAAGUACCAGAGAAUAUCGAUCUGCAAAAUAAUACGCUCCUGCAGAAUCUGGACCCACAAUCGAUGCGGAGUUUAAAUGGCAGGCGAGUGACUGAAGCUAUUCUACAAAACGUGCCAAAUGUUGACAACUUCCGUACAGUAUUGAGAACCGUGAAGGUGUGGGCGAAAAAUCAUGGAAUAUAUUCAAAUGCAUUGGGAUAUUUUGGAGGUGUGACUUGGGCGAUCCUAGUAGCCCGAGCAUGCCAAUUGUACCCUAAUGCCGCCCCAGCUACCUUGGUAUGCAAAUUCUUUAUGGUUUUCUCGAAAUGGAGGUGGCCACUCCCAGUGUUGCUUAAGCGCCCAGAUAACAUUGACUUUGGCUUUCCCAUUUGGGAUCCCCGGCUUAAUUUAUCCGAUCGCCAUCAUCUAAUGCCAAUCAUCACACCUACUUAUCCUCAACUAAAUUCUACGUUCAACGUCACCGAGUCAACCAAGAAAGUAAUACUGAGAGAGCUGGAAAGGAGCAAGACAAUCUCGGAGGAAAUAAUGCAAGGAAAAGCGAAAUGGGAUCACCUGUUCGAAGCACCAACUUUCUUUUACAAGUACCGUCACUUCAUUCUUUUACUGGUCAGCUCAAACAUAGCCGAAGAUCAUCUUAAAUGGCGUGGACUAGUUGAAUCAAAGAUACGACUCCUGGUUGGCAACCUCAGUCGUGAUAAGCAAAUUGCUUUGGCGCACCCAAAUCCAAAAUGUUUUGAUAUCUGCCGUCGAAGGGGUAAUAAACCCGACCAAUCUUUGGAGAAAUAUAUCGCGGCCCCAUUUUGUUCAAUGUGGUUUAUCGGCCUCGAAUUCGGGCAAGUGGACAAUUCAACGAUCAAUUUGGUCAGCUGCAUUGAAGCUUUCGGGGCGAAACUCCAUUCACACGCGGAGAAGAUACUUAAGGCUGGCAUGCAAAUUGAUGCUCGACACGUCAAACGCAAGGAUUUGAAUCAGUAUUUAGAACCGGAGAUUUUAAAACGAGAGAGGGAAAGUGCCGAGUAUCAGAAAAGCUGCUCAAGAUCCACUGUUCAAACAGGGAAGCGAAAGGCAAGAGAACCAUUGCUUCCACCCUCAAAGAAAUUGAAUGUUGAUCCGGUAGUUGGGCAGUCUGAAAACACGAAAUAA
Hermetia illucens (black soldier fly) is the source of this 1671-nucleotide messenger RNA. Its product is annotated as poly(A) polymerase type 3-like. NCBI's taxonomy places the organism in Eukaryota, Metazoa, Arthropoda, Insecta, Diptera, Stratiomyidae. Gene Ontology annotation, molecular function: poly(A) RNA polymerase activity; RNA binding. Gene Ontology annotation, cellular component: nucleus. The transcript has a single exon. Bases 1 to 1671 code for a protein of 556 amino acids. The record is from RefSeq and is a predicted model, not a curated record.